AUGGGAAUCAACAUUACUGCCGGACGCUGUGGGAUAUGGGAUCUCAGACGACGCUGCGCGGUGCUGGUGGAGAGCAUGGGAAGAGCUUCGUCAGCUUACACCAAGGGCAUAGCUACCAUAAGGUUGCAUUCUAGAGUCAACGAAGGCCUGGAGAUCAACUUAGAUUUAUACAUUUUACGUACAAUAAUGUCUACCACACCGGUAACGUCAAUUGGUACCAGUUCUUGGAACCAUAUAAAUUGGUUACGACUUGCCGAUCUCACAUUUGGAACACCUGGACAUAUAGAUCUGCUUCUAGGUGCUGAUACUUGGAGCGCAAUUAUCCAGGACGGGGAAGUUGCGGGUAAUGUAAACCAACCGUGCGCGCUGCAGACCCGCCUCGGGCAUGCAUAUACAGCUAAUAAAUGCGAUGUACAACGGCUGGAUGUUUUGUUGCCGCAGUUUUCGGAGGAAGAAGCAUCCUCAGAGAUACGAAACCCUGAAGAGGACGAGUGUGAAUGCAUCUUCAUGAACACUGUCACGCGGAGGCCAGACGGGCGAUAUAGUGUUCAAAUUCCAUUUCGUCGUGACGCCCUGGGACUUGGGUAUUCUCGCAGGGCAGUGCUACCCCAAUUUCUUCAGUUGGAACGCAAGUUGGCAAGCAAUCAGAAGCUCCGUGAGAAAUAUGUGGAGUUUAUGCGAGAAUACGAGGCACUGGGUCACAUGAAAGUGGUUGGGGAUUCUGAUAUGUGA
Molecule: messenger RNA, 732 nt
Organism: Rhagoletis pomonella (apple maggot)
Lineage: Eukaryota; Metazoa; Arthropoda; Insecta; Diptera; Tephritidae
Exons: 3
Coding region: 1-732 (243 amino acids)
Source: RefSeq, a predicted model, not a curated record